GCGGACAGAUCCUUCUUUGGACCUGACGACUCUCCGCACCUACCUGAACAAAAUCAACCAGUCCCAAGCCAUCCAGAUCGAGAAGAGCGGCAGAGAUGUCAACUACCACUACCAGGGCGUCAUAAACGACCCCAACUUUGCUUCCCUCCACAAAGCCGCACAGACCUACAUGGGCAGCCAGGGAAUCUCCCCAAACGAUCUCCAAAAUCCUGCUACGCUUCAAACCGUUGUGAACAAUGUUCAGACCGCUUCUCCGACGGCAAACUCUGAGGUCGUGUAUGCAGCAGUGCUGCCGUCGUCCUUCAGUCUGAUCAGCAGCAACCGGGUCGGCGCAGUGAAGAACCAAGGCGGCUGCGCCAGCUGUGUGGGCUUCUCGACCUCGUCGACACUCGAGAGCACCCUCAAGACCCAGGGGGUCAAUAUGGUCGUGUCGGCCGCCGAUAUUUUCUUCUGCGUCGGUUAUGCCGAUGCCAGCUGCGCGAAUGGCUGGUCGAUCGACACUGCUGCUCGCAAGGUCAGCCAGUACGGGUUUGUGUCGGACAGCUGCUUUGCGUACAAACCGGUCCAGCAGGCAUGCACCUUCGGCUGUCCCCAAGGCCGCCACCUUGGACUGGUCUCGCAUCACAUCCCGAGCACGGUGGAGGCCAAGCGACACAUUCUCACCAACGGCGCCGUGCUCACGGCCCUGACCGUCUACGAGGAUUUUAUGAACUGCUGCUCGAACAACCAGGUGUACCAUCAAGGUGCCAACCAGCCCCUUGUCGGAGGACAUGCCGUCGCCUGCGUCGGAUGGGACGACACCUUGCAAGCUUGGCUCUGCCAGAACUCCUGGGAUACCUGGUGGGGCACCAAGGGCUUCUUCUGGAUUGGAUACGGCCAGAGCGGCAUCAUGGGCGAUAUGUACGGAUUUGUGUAAACUCUUGUGGCGGACGGUCGAGACCUACAUCCGAGUUGGAAGGGGGGAUAAAGAAGGUGAAAGCGGGUCUUUCAUGCGGUUUGUGUACAGUCUAUCCAGAAAACCGGGAUAGUCGUUUUCUAGUUUCAGGGGCCUGAAGCCUGCGGAACUUCCGUAGGCUGCUGUUGGCUUGCAGCUGUGCGGUUAUUUCCCGUCCUGGUUGGCAAUCUCUUUGUUUUGAUUGGUUUUGGAAGCAUGGUCUUGAAUACACUUGAUCUCCUGUGGUGAUG
This is a messenger RNA of Polychytrium aggregatum, 1185 nucleotides long. RefSeq lists its product as uncharacterized. Gene Ontology annotation, cellular component: lysosome. The record is from RefSeq and is a predicted model, not a curated record. Bases 170 to 916 code for a protein of 248 amino acids. NCBI's taxonomy places the organism in Eukaryota, Fungi, Chytridiomycota, Chytridiomycetes, Polychytriales. The transcript has 3 exons. Gene Ontology annotation, molecular function: cysteine-type endopeptidase activity.